Geodia barretti is the source of this 756-nucleotide messenger RNA. The record is from the annotation of a GenBank genome assembly. Lineage: Eukaryota; Metazoa; Porifera; Demospongiae; Tetractinellida; Geodiidae.
UUGGGCAUCCCCUUGUUCAAGCUGCUUGGCCCCUACCAGGAAUCAGUGCCAAUCUACGGCAGCGGCGGAUGGACGAACUUUAGCGAGGAAGAACUGAUUGCCGAGAUGGCGGGCUAUGUGGAGCAGGGCAUUCCCCGCGUCAAGAUGAAGGUCGGCAAGGACUUCGGACAGUCGGAGCGUGAGGACAUCCAGCGCCUCGCCGCGGUCCGCAGAGCGCUGGGUGACGAUGUCGCGAUCUACAUAGACGCAAAUAACGGUUACUAUCCCAAGCAGGCCAUAUAUAUGGCGCGCGAGUUCGAACAAUAUCAGGUGGGCUGGUUCGAGGAGCCACUUAUUGCUGACGACAUUCAGGGGCUGGCCGAAGUAAGUCACGCCAUCAACAUCCCGGUUGCCACCGGUGAGCAUGAGUACACCAAGCACGGGUUUCGUGAACUCAUAGCCGCGGGCGGCGCGGACAUUGUACAGCCCGACGUGGGUAGGGUUGGCGGCGUUACCGAGUGGAUGAAGGUGGCACAUCUGGCCCAUGCAUUCAACCUGCCGGUUGCGCCCCACGCGGUGCAACUCGUACACCUGCACCUCGCCUGCGCUACGCCGAACCUCAAGGUUGUCGAGUACAUGAACACGGGACUUGAGGGUGAUCGUCAGUGGUACACGGAAUUUCCUCAACAGCAGGAUGGCAUGUGGGCGCCCUAUCCAGACAGGCCCGGCCUGGGGCUUGAGCUUGAUCCAGCAGCCAUCGAGCAGUGGGCCGUAUGA